This is a messenger RNA of Fusarium oxysporum Fo47, 468 nucleotides long. RefSeq lists its product as uncharacterized. The record is from RefSeq and is a predicted model, not a curated record. The coding region runs from base 1 to 468 and encodes 155 amino acids. The transcript has 2 exons. NCBI's taxonomy places the organism in Eukaryota, Fungi, Ascomycota, Sordariomycetes, Hypocreales, Nectriaceae.
AUGUCGAGUAAAUACCGGCCACUACUUCCCGACACUACACCAGCGUCGAGUCCAAUGAUAGAUGCCUCCGGCUCCCAGUCUCAAUCUUUGCUUUCUAGCUUUAUUAAGAUCCCCCGAGCGGGAACUCGUACGGCCUGCGAAUCCUGUCGAAAGAAGAAGAUGCGAGCCUAUGUGCAAGCGCUGUAUUCAAACCACUACAGAUUGCGCUACCGCACCGAUGAGAAGAAAAAGAGCAUACUAGCCGUAGAAGGGCGCAAUAGCGAGUUGAUAACCGAGUUGGAACAGCUACGUGAGCUAUACAAUAUGGCACACUCACGGUCGAUCGAGGAGGCACAAGAGAUCUUCAAUCGUAUAAGGACAAACAGUGAUCCCAUUGAGGUCUUGCAGAUGGUCAAGGCCUCAGAAUUAUUGCUACCAGGGACUUUGGCCGAAGAGACAGGCAUAGAGGUACAGGCCAGGCGGGAAUAA